This is a messenger RNA of Penicillium subrubescens, 1701 nucleotides long. RefSeq names its product sugar porter family MFS transporter. The transcript is spliced from 11 exons. Bases 1 to 1701 code for a protein of 566 amino acids. The record is from RefSeq and is a predicted model, not a curated record. NCBI's taxonomy places the organism in Eukaryota, Fungi, Ascomycota, Eurotiomycetes, Eurotiales, Aspergillaceae. Gene Ontology annotation, biological process: transmembrane transport; carbohydrate transport. Gene Ontology annotation, cellular component: membrane. Gene Ontology annotation, molecular function: carbohydrate:proton symporter activity.
AUGGGUUCUAUCAUAGAUGCUGCGCCAAAAGGCGCAUUUGGCUUGGUGAUGCAGAAUCCUUACCUCUGUGGAGUGGCUUCAUUCUCGACCCUUGGUGGUCUGUUGUUCGGAUAUGACCAGGGUGUGAUUAGUGGAGUGAUCACAAUGGAGUCCUUUGGUGCUCGCUUCCCUCGCGUCUUCUCGGAUAGCGGGUUCAAGGGAUGGUUUGUGUCAACUCUGCUGCUGGCUGCGUGGGCUGGGUCUUUGAUCAACGGACCCGUUGCUGAUCGUAUCGGACGUAAGCUAUCUAUCAAUGUGGCGGUGGUGAUUUUCGUGAUUGGAUCUGCUAUCCAGUGUGGUGCGGUCAACAUUCCAAUGCUAUUUACCGGCCGAGCAAUUGCCGGAUUAGCUGUGGGGAUGCUUACUAUGGUCAUUCCCUUGUACAUCUCUGAGGUGUCAAUUCCAGAAAUUCGCGGAGGGUUAGUAGUUGUACAACAGUUGUCUAUUACAAUUGGCAUCUUGGUCAGUUACUGGAUUAACUACGGUACCAACUACAUCGGUGGAUCCCGAUGCGCGCCAAACAUUCCUUUCACUGGUGGCACGGCUUCCAAACCUGCCUUCGACCCAUACCAGGAUGUGCCAGCUAGAGGCUGCACUGGCCAGUCAGAAGCCUCGUGGAGACUCCCACUCGCGAUUCAAAUCGCUCCUGCGGUCAUACUAGGAAUUGGAAUGCUGUUCUUCCCGGAUUCCCCACGAUGGCUCAUGAUGAAAGAACGUGACGAUGAGUCUCUGACCGCGCUCUCAAGACUCCGCCGACAAGAUCGCAGUAGCCCAGCCCUCCAAAAUGAAUACCUCGAGAUUCGCGCGUCUAUUAGGCUCGAGAACACCUUUGCGCGGGAACACUUCCCCAAUUUGUCAGGGUUUAGGCUGCAUGCUGCUCAGUAUAUGUCGUUCUUGACCACCUGGGCCCGGUUUAAGCGUCUGGCUAUUGGAUGCUGUGUCAUGUUCUUCCAGCAAUUCAUGGGUUGCAACGCUAUGAUCUACUACGCUCCAACUAUCUUUGGACAGCUCGGCCUCGAUGGUAACACCACCUCCCUCCUGGCGACUGGCGUCUAUGGCAUUGUCAAUUGCCUGAGCACUCUCCCGGCGCUCUUGUUCAUUGACAAGAUUGGCCGUCGCGUUCUGCUCAUGGCAGGUGCAACAGGCACUUGCAUCUCGCUAGUUAUCGUAGGUGGUAUUCUGGGAGGCUAUGGCUCUAGCUUGAUGGACCAUAAGUCGGCUGGCUGGGCCGGAAUAGCAUUUAUCUAUAUCUACGACAUCAAUUUCUCUUACUCGUUUGCUCCCAUUGGCUGGGUCCUUCCUUCCGAGAUCUUCAACCUUUCAAUUCGUUCGAAGGCCAUAUCCAUCACAACUUCGGCUACCUGGAUGUGCAACUUUAUUAUCGGCCUCGUCACUCCGGACAUGCUUGACUCGAUCACUUGGGGAACAUACAUCUUCUUUGCUGCUUUUUGCCUCUUGGCUCUAGCGUUCACAUUCUUCUGUAUUCCCGAGACACGCGGGAAGACGCUCGAGGAUAUGGAUCUCAUCUUUGGAGAUACUGCCGCACACGAAGAAAAGGAGCGCAUUAAGCAUAUUGAGGCUGAGUUGCGGGGGACGCAGAUUGACGAGCAUGAUGAUUUCAAGCCCGUGGAUCAGCAUAUGGAGCACGUAGACACUGUUUGA